This is a messenger RNA of Adelges cooleyi (spruce gall adelgid), 2041 nucleotides long. Its product is annotated as pickpocket protein 28-like. Bases 238 to 1644 code for a protein of 468 amino acids. Lineage: Eukaryota; Metazoa; Arthropoda; Insecta; Hemiptera; Adelgidae. Gene Ontology annotation, molecular function: ligand-gated sodium channel activity. Gene Ontology annotation, biological process: sodium ion transmembrane transport. The record is from RefSeq and is a predicted model, not a curated record. Gene Ontology annotation, cellular component: membrane. The transcript has 10 exons.
AAAAACGUUUAUCUGAAACAUGUUAAACAAUAUUGUAAAAUAAACAAACAAUAACGAUUUUGAAAUAAUAACCAAAAUAUAUAUUUUAUUGGGUCCAGCCACGAAAAAAAUAAAAGCACAUCACUCAAUACCUUCUCAGCUGCGCAUUGAAGCUAAAGAAUAACACUUUGGAACAUUAACCAUCGCUUAUAAUAUGUACAUUGAACGUUAUGUUUUAGGCUUUUUUGGUUAUGUGUCAUGUCUUUGGUAUUGUUUUUAUCCGGAACCCAAAUAUACCUUCUGUUCAAGAACUGGAUGAAGAACCGGAUGAUCAUGACGUUAGACAAUCCUAAGUUCAGCGUGUGGCACUUUCCGUUCCCGGCGAUAACGUUUUGCAGCGAUAUUCAACUGCAAGACCUCAACAACAGAACUUACAAAGACGAAAACCUUCCCAUUCACAAAGAGUUUGAAGAUACGAUCAAUAUGAUAUGCUACAGUUAUUAUCAACGUAACAAAAAUUGUUCGAUGAAGUAUAUAAAUUCAACAACUUGGCAGCACGUCAUUGAAAGACACGGGAUUACUUGUGAAGAGCGAAUGUUUAUGAUGUUUUGGCUUCAAGACGAAAUCAAAUCACCGUGCGACUACUUUCAACCGAUCAUAACACAAAACGGUCUUUGCUACUCGCUCAACAUGAUACCUUUUCAAUUGCUGUACAAACAAAAUUACUAUCAAACGUUUUCGUUUUUGAACCAUACUCAAGCGGAUAUCAUUUCGAAAAAAACCGAAAGCACUUGGACUCCAGACACAGGCUUUAAGGACAACGCGGUUCCGUUCGACACACCUUGGAGAGUUACCGGAGACACGAACAACGACGCGGUUAAAUUGAUAUUCAAAUUAAAAAUAAAGGACGACGGUGAAUAUUGUCCGCUGACUGAAUCCGGAUUAAUGAUAAUCAUACACAACCCGUCGGAUACACCGAUCGGCCUACAACCCUCGGCUUACACCACCGGCAAUCGUUUGCUGUCCAUAUCAAUGGCGAUCACAUACAAACCGACAUCCCGGUCGUUGGCAAAAUGGCCGCCCAACGUUCGGAACUGUUACUUUCAACACGAGAGAAGUUUGAAGUAUUUUAAAUUCUACACGGCCCACAACUGCGAAAUCGAAUGCAGGACUAACAAAACGCUUCAGAGGUGUGGAUGUGCUGCUUAUUAUCAGCCGAGAGAUCCCGACGUGCCGAUAUGCGGCACCGAGAAUUACCGUUGUUACAAAUUGUCUUCGACCAACGGGUUCUCUAUAUUUCACGAGAAUUUCGAUACGCCGGAUCCCAUCGACGAAGACUGCCAUUGUUUACCGGAUUGCACAGACUAUAGAUACGAUUACGACGUUGUGAAAAUAUUCAGGAACUGGACCACGAGCAAUUCGAAAUUAAAACAGAGUGAAGACGUAGCAGUGACAAAUAUAUAUUACAAAAGAAAGUCUGUAUUGGCCGCACAAAGAACUGCGUUGGUUCCAUUCAACGAACUUCUGGGUAACAUUGGAGGACUUCUGGGAUUAUUCCUCGGCUGUAGCAUAAUCAGCGUUUUUGAGAUAAUAUACUUUUUCGUAAUACGUUUGUACUUCGAUAGACAAAGUCAACAAAAAAUAAAACCCACCGUGGUUACAUGAAUCUUAAUUGUACACUCAAACAUUGUUUGCACAACUUUAUUCACCACAGUCCAUAUCCAUAGUGGUGGACAAUAUACUUGACUUUAUUUUUGUUGCACAUUUUAAACUCGAUUAGUAUCGAUUAUAUUUGUCAUAAAUAUUAUAUAAAAGGUUAUGCACAAAAUAAUACGUUUGCACACACAUAAUAUAAAAAAUUGUAAUAUCACAAACAUUAUAUAAAAUGACUCAACCCACUGAGAAGGGGUAAAGAAAUACACUCGUGAUCACUCACCAUGAUCAUCAGCACACCAGUUAGAGACUUGGGUUGUUCCAAAUUUAAAUUGUAAUUAGAAUGUGUUUAAAAUGUGUUUUAAACACCUAAAACAACACUGUAGUAUUAAAUGUGUUUGUAAAUGUU